AUGGCCAGCGCACUCAAGAACAUCAUUGUCGUCGGCGGCUCGUACGUCGGGAAAUCAACCGCCCAGGAGCUCGCAAAGGUCGUCCCCAACACCCACCGCGUCCUCCUGAUCGAGCCGCAUAGUCACUUCCACCACCUUUUUGCAUUUCCCCGCUUCGCCAUCCUCCCCGGCCACGAACACAAGGCUUUCAUCCCCUACACACACCUCUUCAACACCGCGACAAACCACAGCGUAAUCCAAGCGCGCGUUCUCUCCGUGCAACCAAACUAUGUCAACAUCGACCGCGACUGGCAAGGCUCGCCCAAGAUUCCAUUCGAGUACCUCGUCGUCGCGACGGGGACGCGCCUGUCCGAGCCCGCAGGCAUGAAAGACAACGACAAAAUCUCCUCGGUCGCAUACCUGCAAAAGCACCAAGCAGACAUCAAGAACUCAAAGAGCAUCCUGAUUGCCGGCGGUGGCGCCGUAGGCGUGCAAAUGGCAACGGAUCUGAAGGAGCUCUAUCCGGAAAAGGAGAUCACAGUCGUGCAGUCGCGGCCGAAGCUCAUGCCGCAGUACCACGUCGGUCUGCACGAGCUCAUCAUGAAGCGGUUCGACGAGCUGGGGAUCAAAUUCGUUACGGGCUCGCGCGUCAAGGUACCGCAGUCCGGCUUUCCAAGCACAACGCCCUUUGAAGUCCAGCUUACGGAUGGCACGACCCUGCCGUCGAAGUACGACUUUGUGAUUCUGGCGACGGGCCAGACGCCGAAUACCGACUUGCUCUCGGACCUCCCUUCAUCUUCUCCGGAAGGCCUGCUCAGCCAGUCCAAUGGCUUUAUCCGCAUCCGGCCUACUAUGCAGUUCGCGGAUGAGAAGUAUCCGCAUCUUUAUGCUGUAGGUGACAUCGCGGACACGGGGCUGCGCAAGGCUGCAAGGCCUGGUGCGACGCAGGCGGCGACGGUCGUGAAGAAUAUCAUGGCGAUGAUUGAGGGGAAGAAGCCGGUGGAGGAGUACCCAAGGUCCCCGGCUGGGAUUCACCUAACGCUCGGACUGAAAUACAACGUUGUCUUCCGGAAUCCAGACGAGGCCGCCGGGCAGACGGAGCCGACGGUUAUUAAGCGGGAUGAUGGACAGGCGGACAUGGGCGUUGAGGGGUGGUGGGAGAGAUUGGGGGUUCCGGUUACUGAGCGGCAGCAGUAUCAUCUUUAA
Messenger RNA from Aspergillus mulundensis, 1185 nucleotides. RefSeq names its product NAD(P)/FAD-dependent oxidoreductase. Gene Ontology annotation, molecular function: flavin adenine dinucleotide binding; electron-transferring-flavoprotein dehydrogenase activity. The transcript has 4 exons. Gene Ontology annotation, cellular component: cytoplasm. The record is from RefSeq and is a predicted model, not a curated record. Bases 1 to 1185 code for a protein of 394 amino acids. Lineage: Eukaryota; Fungi; Ascomycota; Eurotiomycetes; Eurotiales; Aspergillaceae.